Messenger RNA from Balaenoptera musculus (blue whale), 4299 nucleotides. RefSeq names its product Rho GTPase activating protein 33 (gene ARHGAP33). Lineage: Eukaryota; Metazoa; Chordata; Mammalia; Artiodactyla; Balaenopteridae. Gene Ontology annotation, biological process: small GTPase-mediated signal transduction. Gene Ontology annotation, molecular function: GTPase activator activity; phosphatidylinositol binding; protein binding. The record is from RefSeq and is a predicted model, not a curated record. Gene Ontology annotation, cellular component: fibrillar center; Golgi apparatus; nucleoplasm.
CCCGCGCGCAGCUCGCGCCCUCCCCUUUGUGUCGCCAUGGCGGCGGCAUCGGCGACGAGGACGACGAGCGGGGGGUCCAGCGCGGCCGGCGCCUGAGGAGGCUACACGACCAUGGUGGCUCGCAGCACUGACAGCCUGGAUGGCCCAGGGGAAGGCUCAGUGCAGCCCCUGCCCCCGGCUGGGGGGCCCAGUGUGAAGGGCAAGGCUGGGAAGAGGCUCUCGGCUCCUCGAGGUCCCUUUCCCCGGCUGGCUGACUGUGCCCAUUUCCACUACGAGAACGUUGACUUCGGCCACAUUCAGCUCCUGCUGUCUCCAGAGCGUGAAGGUCCCAGCUUCUCUGGAGAGAAUGAACUGGUGUUUGGGGUGCAGGUGACCUGUCAGGGCCGUUCCUGGCCAGUUCUCCGCAGUUAUGAUGACUUCCGUUCCCUGGAUGCCCACCUCCACCGGUGCAUAUUUGACCGGAGGUUUUCCUGCCUCCCAGAGCUUCCCCCACCCCCAGAGGGUGCCAGGGCUGCCCAGAUGCUGGUGCCGCUGCUGCUGCAGUACCUGGAGACCCUGUCAGGGCUGGUGGAUAGUAACCUCAACUGCGGGCCCGUGCUCACCUGGAUGGAGCUGGACAACCACGGCCGGCGACUGCUCCUCAGUGAGGAGGCCUCGCUCAAUAUCCCCGCGGUGGCCGCCGCCCACGUGGUGAAGCGGUACACAGCCCAGGCACCCGACGAGCUGUCCUUUGAGGUGGGAGACAUUGUCUCAGUGAUCGACAUGCCGCCCACGGAGGAUCGGAGCUGGUGGCGGGGCAAGCGGGGCUUCCAGGUCGGAUUCUUCCCCAGCGAGUGUGUGGAGCUGUUCACAGAGCGGCCGGGUCCAGGACUAAAGGGGGAUGCCGACGGUCCCCCGGGUGGUGUCCCAGCUCCCCAGGGUAUCUCCUCUCUGACCUCAGCUGUGCCCCGGCCGCGUGGGAAGCUGGCCGGCCUCCUCCGCACCUUCAUGCACUCCCGCCCUUCCCGGCAGCGGCUGCGGCAGCGGGGCAUCUUGCGGCAGAGGGUGUUCGGCUGUGACCUUGGAGAGCACCUCAGCAACUCGGGCCAGGAUGUGCCCCAGGUGCUUCGCUGCUGCUCUGAGUUUAUCGAGGCCCAUGGGGUGGUAGAUGGAAUCUAUCGGCUCUCGGGUGUGUCAUCCAACAUCCAGAGGCUACGGCAUGAGUUUGACAGUGAGAGGAUCCCUGAACUGUCUGGCCCCGCCUUCCUGCAGGACAUCCACAGCGUGUCCUCCCUCUGCAAGCUCUACUUCCGAGAGCUGCCGAACCCCUUGCUCACAUACCAGCUCUACGGGAAGUUCAGCGAAGCCAUGUCAGUGCCUGGGGAGGAGGAACGCCUGGUGCGGGUCCACGACGUCAUCCAGCAGCUGCCCCCGCCGCACUACAGGACCCUGGAGUACCUGCUGAGGCACUUGGCCCGCAUGGCGAGACACAGUGCCAACACCAGCAUGCAUGCCCGCAACCUGGCCAUCGUUUGGGCACCCAACCUGCUACGGUCCAUGGAGCUGGAGUCAGUGGGGCUGGGGGGGGCAGCAGCCUUCCGGGAGGUGCGGGUGCAGUCGGUGGUGGUGGAAUUCCUGCUCACCCACGUGGACGUCCUGUUCAGCGACACUUUCACCUCUGCUGGCCUUGACCCUGCAGGCCGCUGCCUCCUCCCCAGGCCCAAGUCCCUUGCGGGCAGCGGCCCCUCCACUCGCCUGCUGACGCUGGAGGAAGCCCAGGCUCGCACCCAGGGCCGGCUGGGGACGCCCGCCGAGCCCACAACUUCCAAGGCCCCAGCUUCACCUGUGGAAAGGAGGAAAGGGGAGAGAGGCGAGAAACAGCGGAAGCCUGGGGGUAGCAGCUGGAAGACCUUCUUUGCCCUGGGCUGGGGCCCCAGCAUCCCCCGAAAGAAGCCUCUUCCCUGGCUAGGGGGCACCCGUGCCCGACCGCCGCCUUCAGGCAGCCGACCUGACACUGUCACACUGAGGUCUACCAAGAGUGAGGAGUCUCUGUCAUCGCAGGCCAGCGGGGCUGGCCUCCAGAGGCUGCACAGGCUACGGCGACCCCACUCCAGCAGUGAUGCUUUUCCUGUGGGCCCAGCACCUGCUGGCUCCUGCGAGAGCCUGUCAUCGUCCGAGCCCUCCGAGUCCUCCGAGUCCUCCUCCUCCGAGUCCUCCUCCUCCGAGUCCUCAGCAGCUGGGCUGGGGGCACUCUCCGGUUCCCCCUCACACCGAGCCUCAGCCUGGCUAGAUGAUGGUGACGAGCUGGACUUCAGCCCACCCCGCUGCCUGGAGGGGCUCCGGGGGCUUGACUUUGAUCCCCUUACCUUUCGAUGCAGCAGCCCCACCCCAGGGGACCCUGCACCUCCCGCCAGCCCGGCCCCCCCGGCCCCCGCCUCUGCCUUUCCACCCAGGGUGACCCCCCAGGCCCUCUCGCCCCGUGGGCCCACCGGCCCUGCCUCACCCAUUGCCCUGGACAUCUCAGAGCCCCUGGCUGUAUCGGUGCCACCCGCUGUCCUGGAGCUGCUGGGGGCUGGGGGAACACCUGCCUCGGCCACCCCAGCGCCAGCCCUCAGCCCCAGCCCAGGCCUGCGCCCCCAUCUCAUCCCCCUGCUGCUGCGUGGAGCUGAGGCCCAGCUGAGCGACACCUGCCAACAGGAGAUAUGCAGCAAGCUGGCACUGCCUGGUCCCCGGGGAGCCCAAGGCCAGCAUGGUGCUGGUAUGGAUUCACCGCUGCUGCCCCCGCCCCUGUCCCUCCUUCGCCCUGGGGGGGCCCCGCCCCCGCCUCCUAAAAACCCAGCACGCCUCAUGGCCCUGGCCCUGGCUGAGCGGGCUCAGCAGGUGGCUCAGAGACAGAGUCAAAAGGAGCAGGGGAGCACCCCGUCUGCUCCCCACUCCCCUUUCCAUGGCUCACUGUCCCUGGAGGUGGGCAGUGAGCCCCCAGGGACCUCAGGGAGUGGGCCACCCCCCCACUCCCUAGCCCACUCGGGUGCCUGGGCUCCGGGACCCCCACCCUCCCUACCGAGACAACAAAUCGAUGGGAGCCUGGUGAGGAGCCAGCGGCCCACGGGGACCUCAAGGAGGGGACCGAGAGGCCCUUCCCAGGUUCCUACCCCUGGCUUCUUCUCCUCAGCCCCCCGGGAGUGCCUACCAUCCUUCCUCGGGGUCCCCAGACCAGGCUUGUACGCCCUCGGCUCCCCAUCCUUCCAGCCCAGCUCCCCGGCCCCAGUCUGGAGGAGCCCCCUGGGUCCCCCUGCACCACUGGACAGAGGAGAGAACCUGUACUAUGAGAUCGAGGCAGGCGAGGGGUCCCCUUACUCUGGUCCCACCCGGUCCUGGAGUCCCUUGCGUUCCAUGCCCCCAGAUAGGCUCAAUGCCUCGUAUGGCAUGCUUGGCCAAUCACCACCACUCCAUAGGUCCCCCGACUUCCUGCUCAGUUACCCACCACCCCCCUCCUGCUUUCCCCACGACCACCUUGGCUACUCAGCCCCCCAGCACCCUGCCCGGCGCCCCACCCGACCUGAGCCCCUCUAUGUCAACCUAGCCCUAGGGCCCAGGGGUCCCUCACCCGCCUCUUCCAGCUCCUCCUCCCCUCCGGCCCACCCCAGAAGCCGCUCUGAUCCUGGUCCCCCAGCCCCCCGCCUCCCCCAGAAACAGCGGGCCCCUUGGGGCCACCACACCCCUCACAGGGUGCCUGGGUCCUGGGGCCCUCCAGACCCUCUCCCCUACAGGGCAGCCCCACCAGCCUAUGGGAGGGGGGGCGAGCACCACCGAGGGUCCUUGUACAGGAAUGGGGGACAAGGAAGGGAGGGGGCUGGUCCCCCACCCCCCUACCCCACUCCCAGCUGGUCCUUCCACUCUGAGGGCCAGACCCGAAGCUACUGCUGAGCCAGAGCUGGGAGAGACCUUCCUCCUUCCUCUUCUCCCUCACUGAUCUUGGUCCAACCUAAUCCCUUGUUUUGUAUUUUCUUGAGCUCCUGACCCCUACCCCAGGUUUCUAACUUUGUAACUUGCCUCUGAUGUGGGUCCCUAACCUGUUAUCAUAACUUACCUACCCUGGGCUGAAGGGCAUGCCCAUCCCCCCACCGUCCUCCAUCCUGGGGGCUCUUGCACAAAUCUGAGAGGGUUAGGCUGACUCCCUGUCCUCCCUUUCUCUCCAGGAGUUCCCAGCAUGUCCUGUCCUGUGCACAGGGGGUGGGGGGACAGCUCCUGCCAUCUCCCCCCACAUACCCCACUAAACCAUCUGACAAAAUUAAUGAAUAAAAAUGGUGAAAAUGUGGC